Molecule: messenger RNA, 1231 nt
Organism: Trifolium pratense (red clover)
Lineage: Eukaryota; Viridiplantae; Streptophyta; Magnoliopsida; Fabales; Fabaceae
Product: peroxidase 17-like
Exons: 3
Coding region: 66-1061 (331 amino acids)
Biological process (GO): response to oxidative stress; hydrogen peroxide catabolic process
Molecular function (GO): peroxidase activity; heme binding
Source: RefSeq, a predicted model, not a curated record
ACAACAAAAACCUACAUACCUUUCCUCACACACAAACACAAACAUAGUUCAAAACAAAAGGUACCAUGUUGUUCAAACCUAUCACCAUGUUUAUGUUUCUCAUUUUCAUCAUAAACAUAGUCUUAGUAACCUCAGCAGAUCUAAAACCUGGGUAUUACUCAAAAACAUGUCCACAAGCUGAAACCAUUGUCAGAGAUGUUAUGAAAAAAUCUCUUGCAAGAGAACCAAGAAGUGUUGCCUCUAUUAUGCGCUUUCAAUUUCAUGAUUGCUUUGUUAAUGGGUGUGAUGGUUCUUUGUUGCUUGAUGAUACACCAACCAUGCUUGGAGAGAAAUUGGCCCUUUCAAAUAUAAAUUCACUUAGAUCAUUUGAAGUUGUUGAUGAGAUUAAGGAGGCAUUAGAGAAAGCUUGCCCUGGAAUUGUUUCUUGUGCUGAUAUCAUAAUCAUGGCUUCAAGAGAUGCUGUAGCACUGACAGGAGGACCAGAUUGGCAGGUGAAGCUAGGAAGAUUGGACAGCUUAUCAGCAAGUCAAGAUAACUCAAGCGAUAUCAUGCCAAGUCCAAGAUCCAAUGCAACCACUCUCAUCAAUCUCUUCCAAAAAUACAACCUCAAUGUGAAGGACCUUGUAGCGCUCUCAGGAUCACACUCUAUCGGAAAAGCUCGUUGUUUUUCGAUUAUGUUUAGGCUAUACAAUCAAUCCGGAAGCGGAAAGCCUGACCCUGCAAUCGAUCCCGGUUUUAGAGCAGAGCUUGACAAGCUAUGUCCACUAGAUGUUGAUCAAAAUAAGACAGGGAACCUUGAUGCAACUCCUGUGGUUUUUGAUAAUCAAUAUUUCAAGGAUUUGGUUGGUGGAAGAGGAUUUCUCAAUUCUGAUCAAACACUUUUCACAUUCCCUCAAACACAAGGGUUUGUGAGGUCAUUUAGUAUUGAUCAAAAUGAGUUUUUCAAAGCAUUUGUUGAAGGAAUGUUGAAAUUGGGUGAUUUGCAAUCCGAUCAGCCUGGCGAGAUUAGGAAAAAUUGCAGAGUUGUCAAUCCUCGCCCUGCGCCACACGUCCUGUAUUAACACAUGACACAUAUUCUCAUAUAACUUUUGUCAUUCUCAUAAUAUACACCAUAUAUAUAUAUAACCGAGUGUCAUUCAUGACAAUCAUAUACUUCUUAAAUAGUAGAAUAAAAACCAACCAGCAUGUGUGUCCAUAUUUCCAUUUCUUCACAUAGUUGUAACAGAAUUUG